This is a messenger RNA of Spodoptera litura, 1712 nucleotides long. The record is from RefSeq and is a predicted model, not a curated record. Lineage: Eukaryota; Metazoa; Arthropoda; Insecta; Lepidoptera; Noctuidae.
AUUAAUGUCAUUGUUAACAGAAAAAAUGGCAUAAUAAAUAGCAAUUCUCGGAUAAAUUUUUCAUGGACUAGGACUAAGCAUAAUGUUUGUAUAGUUAAAUUCUUAUUAUACGAAGUCUGCAGAAGUAUCAAAUUAGUGGAACAUUUUUCAGAUGACUACAACAUCAGCAUAGAAAUCGCAGAUAAAAGCUCAAAGCUAAAAUGACAGACACACGAGAUUAUCAUCAUCACCCAUCCAGUGUAUUUUCAACAGACACUAUGAAAUUGACCAGUAGCGCCUCUGAACAAAACGUGUACUUUACAUACGUGUGUCUUGUCAACGACAUCAAGCCAAGUGGAAACCUAACAUCUAACUUUAAAACUUGUGACAAGUUAUCUGCUGCUGAUGUUUCUUCUACGUUAAAUGCAGAGGUAAAUCAAGAAGAGCAAACAAUUCAAGUAGAAAGAUCAAAAGCACUUCAUGAACUAUUGAAUAUUGAAUCCUACAAGAAAGCCGAUUUAGGUGAAGAAAUCGGAGAACGUAACGACGCUGAAUCAUCCAAACAACCAACCACAUCAGGAGAAGAUAGCGAGCUAUCUGAGAACGAUGAAAAUAAUUUCCUUCCCUGCGACAACCCCAAUGUCUUAAAACUAACGAAAAUGAAGUGGCUCUCUGAAGAUCAGGAAGAUGGCCACAAUUCUAGUUCACCAUCGGUAUCACCAGUCUCAUCAAGUUCUAACUGCAGUAAAAUUUCUGAGGAAGACCUCAAAGAAAGGAACGAGAUGGAAGAUAAAUAUUUGUCGACUAUACUGCGAUUAGACAAAGAACACAAUAUGUUUGGAUUGUCUAACAUAGCCAUCGUUGGAGCCAAACAAUCGAAGAUUAAACGUAAAGACGACGAAAAGGCUGUGUUCCAUCAAACAGCUAUAGUUCAAGUAUGCUGUGGUAAAAGUUGCUGCAAGCAUAAGAGCAACACCGAUUUGCCCGCAUCUUUAAAGUGCGGUACUUGCCCAAGAGGACGGUGUUCUUGCAAGUACUCGCGCCCGACCUCCAGAUGCGCGAUUGAUUGCAAUAAUUGUUAUGGCUUAAAGAUCAAAGUAAAUCGGAAACCAAAAUUCGAUGACCCAGUUGUAGAAUUAACUCCUCGUUCUAGCUGUGUUUUGCAUAAGCCAAUGGCAGCUAGAUCUUGCCAUCAUCUGCCGCAAUGCAUACCACCGUCUUCUUGCUUUCCUUACCUGAUGCCGUGCUACUGGCCGUCUCGACCUUCUGCCCCUUGUGCCACACCAACCCACUGCUUCCAUAAUCCUCCAUGUCCACCUGCCAAGAAACGACAGAGAGUUCCUGUCCCUCCUGAAUACAUUUGCCCUGAAAAAUGUGUGGAUGACGCCAAAAACACGAAAUGUCCCAAUGAUCAAUGCCCUGGGAACAAUCCCCUUAUGAGAUCAAUAAUUGAAAAAAGAUUUAAAGAAGUCAAGGAAUAAUGGUGAAACCAAACUCCAAAUUAAAAUGUCGUCGUUGUUUCGAUAACCAACACAACGACAAUGAUUCUCAGAAAACGAUAGAACAUCUUGAUAAUGCUAUUUGUAAUAAUAAAAACAAGAAGAUUAAGAAACGCAAGUACUCAAUUAUCGACUGCGAAUGUUCGAUGCCUGGAUGCGCCAGUUGCUUCGUGAGGAGACCUAAGCGAAAAAAUGAACAUCAUAGAAAACCUUAGUUCAGAAAAAAAUUGCAUU